Macadamia integrifolia is the source of this 1158-nucleotide messenger RNA. Its product is annotated as probable indole-3-pyruvate monooxygenase YUCCA10. The coding region runs from base 1 to 1158 and encodes 385 amino acids. The transcript is spliced from 4 exons. Lineage: Eukaryota; Viridiplantae; Streptophyta; Magnoliopsida; Proteales; Proteaceae. Gene Ontology annotation, molecular function: flavin adenine dinucleotide binding; N,N-dimethylaniline monooxygenase activity; NADP binding. The record is from RefSeq and is a predicted model, not a curated record.
AUGGAAGGCUUGAGAGAAGUGGAAGAAAUGGUUGUAAUAGUAGGAGCAGGGCCUUCAGGAUUAGCCGUCUCUGCAUGCCUAAACGUCCUUUCAAUCCCCAACAUAGUCCUUGAGAGGGAAGAUUGUUGUGCCUCCUUAUGGAAGAAACACUCUUAUGAUCGUCUAAAGCUUCAUUUAGCAAAGGAAUUCUGUCAACUCCCUCAUAUGCCAUUUCCUUCUAAGGCACCAACCUAUGUCUCAAAGAAAGGUUUCAUUAACUACUUGGAUAAUUAUGUUUCUCAUUUUAACAUAAACCCAAUGUAUUGUCGUUCAGUUGAGUCGGCGACGUACGACGGAGUCACCGGAAAAUGGCGAGUCACGGCCAAAAAUAGUGUCUCCGGUGAGUUUGAGGUAUAUGUUGGUAAGUUUUUAGUUGUGGCAACUGGUGAGAACAGUGGAGGCUUUAUUCCUAAUGUUAAUGGGUUGGAGAGCUUUGGAGGUGAUAUUCUACACUCUAGUGAAUAUAGGAAUGGAAAGAAUUAUUGUGAUAAGGAGGUUUUGGUUGUUGGGUCUGGCAACUCUGGCAUGGAGAUAGCUUAUGAUCUGUCAAACUGGGGAGCAAAGACCUCUAUUGUUGUUCGUAGCCCGGUUCAUGUUUUCACAAAAGAGAUGGUGCGAGUAGGCAUGGUUCUAUUGAAAUCCCGCAUUCCAUUGUCUAUAGUGGAUUCUAUAAUGGUGACGCUUAGCAAGUUAAAGUAUGGAAAAUCUUCUAAGAAUCCAAUUAAAAGACCAAAGCAGGGACCAUUUUAUCGCAAGGCAACGAUCGGUCGAACUCCAACUAUAGAUGUUGGGGCUAUGAAGAGGAUUAAGAAGGGAGAGAUCAAAGUUUUCCCUGCGAUAUCAACUAUAAAAGGGAAUGAAGUAACAUUUGUUAAUGACGAUUCACAAGAGUUUGAUGCUAUAGUCUUUGCCACAGGCUAUAGAAGCACCACCCGUGAUUGGCUUAAGGGUGGUGAUGACCUUUUUAAUGAGCAUGGAAUGCCUAAAUUGAGUUUCCCAAAUCAUUGGAAAGGACAAUGUGGUCUCUAUAAUGUGGGAUUUGCAAGGAAAGGGUUGGAUGGAAUCUCAACUGAUGCAAAGAAUAUAGCUAAGAAUAUUAAUAUGGUUCUAAGGUACUGA